Leguminivora glycinivorella is the source of this 2364-nucleotide messenger RNA. RefSeq lists its product as uncharacterized. Gene Ontology annotation, molecular function: hexosyltransferase activity. NCBI's taxonomy places the organism in Eukaryota, Metazoa, Arthropoda, Insecta, Lepidoptera, Tortricidae. The transcript has 9 exons. Gene Ontology annotation, cellular component: membrane. Gene Ontology annotation, biological process: monoatomic ion transport. The record is from RefSeq and is a predicted model, not a curated record. Bases 177 to 1880 code for a protein of 567 amino acids.
GCGAUGCGACCUGCGAUUCAUGCGAUCUGUCAAAAAAACGUCAAGUUUAUUGAACGACGGUCGACUUUGCAGCCAGUUUAAAUUAAUUAUAAGCUUAAAACUAACGCUAAAGUGAUGAAGUAACACCGCAUCGAACAAAACCAGGACAAACUCAACAUCUCCACAUUUAAAAACUCAUGGCCAAUGCGCACGACGAGGACUACGAAGAAAGGUACUACUCGUCGGGACGCGACAGCGAUGAUAGCCCCAUACUCUACAACAGGUAUGCGACUCGCACGCAGAGAUCGCCGUCGCCGGAGCCGCGCACGCGCAGGGCGACGGUCACCGCCCUGGCCAAGUUCUUCCUGUUCUGCAUGGCCAUGAUUAUGUUCUGCGUGCUGCUCUACAUACCAGUUUAUAAUAAGGCCAAUGACCAAAUGUUUAAAGGUGCUGCCGUCGCAGGCUGGUCCAUUAACACAAACCGUGACACUAAAAUAUACGUUCAACCGAACAACGUGACCACCAUACACGAACCCAAACACAUCUGCCCCCCUCACACAAACAAGAAAAAUAACCUCUUCCUCCUCAUCAUUGUAUGCUCUUCCACCACACACUUCGACAGACGAGUAGCCAUCAGAGAAACCUGGGGUCACUACAAAACAUAUUUACAAUUAUCCAAAAUAUAUAACGAAACUAGGGAAAAAUAUAAAAAUUACAAUUACACUUACGAUUUGUACCCAUUAGAUAGUCAAAACAGUAGUGAGAAAACUAAAAGAGAUAUCAGCAGCUUCAAACAUUUGCUGCCUGAGUUAGCUAAGGCUCUUCAAAAAGAUCUAGCUGAUAAAAAUGAAGAGAAAACUGAAGUACCUGAAGAAAAGAGAUUCGAAGAUGAUGUUAUGCUACCUGAGUUUGAUAUGAAUAAAGAAUUAGGUGAAGAUAAUGAUUAUAAUUACGAUUACGAGAGCAACGUUAUGAAAAUACCUCCGAAAGGUUACGAAGAUAAUACUAAUUUAGAUAAAGUUCUUAAUAUGUUAAGAGAUAAGAAUUUUCUUAAAGAAGAUGAUGUUAAAGUUAAAGAAGACUUUAAGAUAGAUGGGGAACCAGAUUUCAAACUCUUGUUCCUUCUUGGUUUGCCAAGUAAUGAGAAUGACACAGAAGUACAGAGUAAGAUAGAAGACGAAGUACAAAAGUAUGGCGAUGUUUUGCAGGAGGGCUUUAUUGAUUCUUAUAACAAUCUCACUUUGAAAUCGAUUAUGAUGUUGAAGUGGGUUACAAAUAAGUGCAAUGAAAGCGUCCGCUACAUCCUAAAGACAGACGACGAUAUGUACAUAAACGUACCGGCACUGGUCACGAACCUGCGAAACCGCUCAAAAGACCACGACCUCAAACACCCGAGCAGCAAGGAGUACCUACUUAUUGGAGACCUUAUUUGUGGAGCAAGGCCCGUUGCUGAUAAACAUAAUAAAUGGUACAGCCCUCGAUAUAUGUACUCCGGACGCGUGUAUCCACGCUACCUGUCGGGUACCGGUUACGCGUUAUCCUCACCCACCGCUGCUGCCCUCUAUCGGGCCGCUUUGCACCAGAACUACUUCCAUUUAGAAGAUAUUUAUAUCACCGGUAUGUGCGCCCUCCGCGCAACCCCCGUCAUCCAGCCGCGCGACGACCCGAUGUUCUCGUACCAGCUCCUCGGCGCCGGCGCGCGCGCAGCCUGCGCGGCGCACGCGCGCGUCACGGCGCACCACGUGCCGCCCGCCAAGUUGCACGCCAUUGAGCGGCGGCUGCUGCAACCCGCCAAGGUUGAUCAGUGUGAACGGUUAAGACUAACGCAGAUGAAAGAGCCCCAACAUAAACUAUAUGUGUUGUACAAGUACAUAAAAAUGCUGGUAUCUCCUGAAUGCUAGUGGCGUAGCUAAAUUACAUACAUACGUAUUCCUGUAUUUACAAAAUAGGUAGACAGAGCACAUGAAACUGCUCAAAUACCAGUGCCACUUUUAGCUAUUAAGGGGUUGAAAGAAAACUGAAUUGUGAUAUUGUAGUGGCAGUCGAUUUCUACGACACCCACAGAAGGAAAGGGGAUGUAUUUCCAUUUUUUGUGUAAUAUACAUAUAAAUGUGGCUCAUUCGUAAUAAAAUUUUAUAUAAAAUAAAUUAUUAAAACGCAAAUUAAAACUAUAUCCCAGAUAUCAUCGAUGGAGGAUAAAUACGUAUCGGCAAUUACUUAAAAAGCGUACUAUAAUAGUAGAAUUAAAUGUAGCAAAAAUAUUUUUACAUAUCAUGUGGCUCAAAUUAUACCCGUAAUGUUAAAAAAUAUAAUAAUUGGUUACCUACUAACGCAAUUUAUUUUUUGGACUUUGAGUCUCGAUUUCAUUAUAUGUAUAAAUUAUAU